Messenger RNA from Trichogramma pretiosum, 1145 nucleotides. RefSeq lists its product as uncharacterized. Lineage: Eukaryota; Metazoa; Arthropoda; Insecta; Hymenoptera; Trichogrammatidae. The record is from RefSeq and is a predicted model, not a curated record. The transcript has 2 exons. Bases 152 to 535 code for a protein of 127 amino acids.
GAAGUAAAACAGUGCGGUGUAAACAUACAAAAACAGUGUAGUGAAUAUAUAGGUGCAACAGCAGUUCCUCAUUGAAUGUUUCUUACGAAACUUACCAUAUUAGGUUUGUGAUAAUAGUAGAGUGAACGUUGAAAGUGUAGAAGUAAAAAUCAUGUCCAAAAAAAACAGAAAAAGGCAACGUAUCGAUUAUGUUGAGGUGGAUGAAGCGACCAGUCCCAAACAAUCUUGCUUAGAUGAUGCAAAUGAAGUUGAAACAUUCCAAAACGACAAUCCACUAAAAUUGCAGUAUGAAGCUGAAAGCCUCAUGCCACCCUCGGCGAGUAUUGACUACAGUGCAGAAAAAAUAUUGCUGCAUAUGUACAAACUUGACGUCUCGAUUUGGUGUUACCUGAAGAGACGAGUCGAAAAUAAAAAGUUGGAUGGAGUUGGAUUGACAUUAGACAACAAAGAUGUUGACAAGUUUUCCGAUAUAGUUAUUAGGCAGAAUGACGAGUCCAUUCACGUGAACGUAAACUACACCUUGGGUCAGUUAUGAGCUCAAUAAGCCAAAGUACCAAACUUCGAAAAUUAAGUAUCUCGUCGUAUUUUGUAACGACAAACUGGAAUUAUCUGAGGACAAUAAGUUGACCAUGUGCAGUUCGAAAAAUUCUUACCCAUUUCAAUUUGAAAGUAUGGAUAUAUGCCAAAUUCCGGUGCUUCAAGAUAUGUUAGUAACAAACACUUCAUGUAAAUUUUAUAAAUUUGCAACAGAUGAUCAAACGAUUGAUGAGUUCUGUCAGCGCUUGAUGUUGUCAAGUACAAAUAAAAAGACAUUUAAUAAGAAAUGUUUAACUUCAGAGUUUGAAGUAGACUUGAAAAAAAGCUUCCUAAGUAAGAUUAUAUUUCUAGAUAAUCAACCUUGCAGAGAAAGUUUGAAAAACAAAUUAAAAGAUGAAAUUGAAUGGAAUGGAAAAGAUUACAUGAAGUUACAAAACAAAUUGAUAAAAUAUACAUCUAUAGCUAAAAAGAAUAUCAGCAAUGAAAAUUUAAAUUUAGUAAUGUCUGUAUUAAAUGAUAUGUUUGUUCAUAAGAAUAUAUCAGCAGUUAAGACAAAAAGUUAUCACACAAACAAUGUCAUUAACAUAUUGUACAAAAGUAAAAUUACC